GUUGCGAAGCACCACUUGGCAUCGUUCUUUGGGACGGUCCCUCUCUAUCUCUCUCUUGAUUCUUGGACGAAGUAGCCGGUUGCCCUAACACCGCCAAGCUGCAUUCGCCGCUCUUUGUUCAGCUUGCUACCGAUCUGCUCUGGACACAAACCAAGAACCCCGCGAAAGAAGACCCGACGACCCACAAGGCUGUUGUCAAUAAGCGCAAGGAACUCCGGCGAAGAAGAAAAGAACUCAAGCGUCGCCGCAAAGUCUUUGACGAAGCCAACAACAUCUACACUGCCAAGCCGUACAUGCCCAAGAUGCUCGGCCCCAACGGUGCCGCAACGGACGAGAAUGGAAAUCCCGAGGGAUUUAGGGACGACCUCAACAUGGUAGUCAUGUGUCCCGACUGCAAGGAGUACCCGCCUCACCUGGUUGAGGAGUUCUCCUCGGGCGAUAUGGUCUGCGGCUCCUGCGGCCUUGUCGUCGGUGAGCGCAUUAUCGACACUCGCUCCGAAUGGCGUACCUUUGCCAACGACGACCAGGGCAACGACGACCCUUCUCGUGUCGGUGACGCCGUCAACCCCUUGCUCAACGGCUCUCAACUCGAGACGACCAUCGCCUUUGGCGACGGCAGAGACUCGAAGCAGCUUGCCCGGCUGCAGAACAAGUCGCAGAACGACAAGGCUAGCAAGUCUCUCAUGCAGGCCUACAAGGAGAUUGGCGCCUUCUGCGACAGUAUCAACCUUGGCAAGAACGUCUCGGACGCCGCCAAGCACAUCUUCAAGCUCACGUACGAUCACAACUUCAUGAAGGGCAAGCCUCAGGAGGCUGUCAUCGCAGGCUGCAUCUUCAUCGCCUGCCGUCAGACGGGUGUUGGUCGUACCUUCCGGGAGAUCUUCCAGGUCACGCACGUAUCCAAGAAGGAGAUUGGCAGAGUAUUCAAGCAGCUCGAGUCCUUUUUGCAGAAGAUCAAGGAGGAGAACCCACGUGGUGCGGGUUCCCUGUCUAACCUGGACGGCUACAAGGCCAGUGCGUCGACGAGCGCCGAGGACCUCUGUACCCGCUUCUGUUCGAACCUCAACUUCCGUAAUGCGCAAAAGAUCGAGAACGUGUCGCGAGCGCUUGCGCGGAAGACGUCGAGCGUCUCGGAGUUGGCUGGACGCUCGCCGCUGUCGGUGGCGGCCGCCUGUAUCUACAUGGCGUCUCAUCUCAUGAAGGAGGUGAGAACUUCCAAAGAGAUCGCCUCCGUAGCCGGUGUCAGCGACGGCACCAUCAAGACGGCCUAUCGGUUCUUGUAUCAGGCCCGCGACAGGCUGAUCGAGAAGGAGUGGGGUGCUGACCAGAAGGCGAUCGACGGCCUUCCGAUUAACUAGAAGGUAUCCGGUUGUCCUCACAAAUGCCUCGACUCGCGUUGCCCUCAUCUCCAUGUUCAGGAAGAGAUCAACAUUAAGGACGAGGCAUGAGCUCGGUCUAUCUCGGCUCAGGGACACACACCGUUGGCUGCUCGGUUGACGUAGGGCGACUGCUUGGUGAUGGCAAACACGGAUCGGCCCACAUGCAGCCGGCUGCAAUGCUUGAUAGGCAAUGGCGAUUGCCACAUGCCAUUUGUUUCUUUUGGGCGUUUUAGGGGUGGUUUCCCUUUGCCCAUUUAUCACCGUCUUGCUCUUGGUCCGGAUCGUUUCUAGUCGCCUGGAACGGCGCACUCUCGCAGCUCUUGGAAGAUUAGAGCUAAGAGGUCGGUCACGGACGUAUUCCCGGACGGACAGACAGACCAACAGACAGACAGAAUUUGCUUGCUUGCUUGCUUGCUCGCUCGCUCUGCGAGAAUAUGGAUUUGGGAACUGCUGGGGACUGGGGCGGCUUAAUUCGCAUAAUACUCUCACACAGAUGGCUUUUGGGCUGGCUUGCACCGAGCAAACUACAGAGAUAGACGAAAGAAUUACAAGCCCUCUUUCUUUGCAAUAGCACAGCAUGCUCCUGUGCAUGUUAUUUGAUGAAGUGAAGAAGGUAAUGAUUGAAUGCGAAAGCCAGUCUGAAGAUGAGUUUGACGACGAGUGUGAAGGUGAUUCUUCAGCAACUGAGUUACAGAUUGAAGGCAUCAAUAGGAUGAAUGUACAGUGUGCAUUGUAGCAGAACCCGUCUGAAAGCACACUGUAUUCUUUAGCCAAUCACAACU
Messenger RNA from Colletotrichum destructivum, 2161 nucleotides. Its product is annotated as Putative transcription factor TFIIB, Zinc finger, TFIIB-type, Cyclin-like domain-containing protein. The record is from RefSeq and is a predicted model, not a curated record. Bases 294 to 1358 code for a protein of 354 amino acids. Lineage: Eukaryota; Fungi; Ascomycota; Sordariomycetes; Glomerellales; Glomerellaceae. Gene Ontology annotation, biological process: transcription initiation at RNA polymerase II promoter; transcription preinitiation complex assembly. Gene Ontology annotation, cellular component: nucleus; transcription preinitiation complex. The transcript has a single exon. Gene Ontology annotation, molecular function: RNA polymerase II general transcription initiation factor activity; TBP-class protein binding.